Messenger RNA from Notothenia coriiceps (black rockcod), 984 nucleotides. Its product is annotated as acyl-coenzyme A thioesterase 1-like. NCBI's taxonomy places the organism in Eukaryota, Metazoa, Chordata, Actinopteri, Perciformes, Nototheniidae. The record is from RefSeq and is a predicted model, not a curated record. Gene Ontology annotation, molecular function: fatty acyl-CoA hydrolase activity. The transcript is spliced from 2 exons. The annotation marks the transcript as partial. Gene Ontology annotation, biological process: acyl-CoA metabolic process; fatty acid metabolic process.
GAGAGGGCCCGUUCCCUGCUGUGUUGGAUCUGUACACUUUUGGUGGAGGUUUGUCGGAGAAAAGGGCCUCUCUGCUGGCCAGCCACGGAUUUGUGGUUCUGACUGUAGCGCUGUACGGCCACGAUGACAUGGCGAAGAACAUCAAAGAGGUCCAUCUGGAUUAUUUUGAAGAAGCAAUAGCGUUUUUAAAGAAACAAGAUAAGGUUGGCAGUAAAGCAGUCGGUGUAAUAUCCAUUUCUAAAAGUGGAGAUCUUGCCCUAUCAAUAGCCUCUAACCUGCCAGAUGUUGGAGUCACGGUGUGGAUCAAUGGCUGCUCUGCCAACACCAUGUUACCCCUCUACUACAAUAAGAGCCAGAUCCUCCCUGCGUUAAUGUUUGACCUGAGCAGGAUGAUUCCCACAGACUCAGGGGCCUUUAACUGCAAAUAUGUGAUGCAAAAUCCGCUGGCAGAGGAGAACAAAGCCACGCUGAUCCCCAUCGAACGAGCCGAGGGACGCUUCCUCUUCGUGGCUUCGGAGGACGACCUCAACUGGGACAGCAAGGCCUACGUGGAGAACAUGGUGGAGCGACUGCAGCGACACGGGAAGGACAACUAUGAGAGUGUGUGUUACCCCGGAGCGGGACAUUACCUGGAGCCUCCGUACGGGCCCUACUGCCCCUCCAGUUUCCAUGGGGUUGUAGGCAAGCCGGUCCUGUGGGGGGGGGAAGCAGCGUCCCACGCAGCAGCUGAAGUCCACCUGUGGAGAAAGAUCCAGGAGUUUCUCAGGACUCACCUGAGCUGUGAUGCUCCGCAGACUAAAGCCAGAUUAUAGACAGAAAUAUCCUCAUAUGAUAGAUAAACACAAGGAUAACUGUAAAUAAUUGUAUAGCGAAUCAUGUCAUGUUUGAUUUAAUGCUUAAUUUGUUGCCUUAAGGCCCUGACACACCAGGCAGUCACCAGAGAACUCGGCGUCGGCGUUCUCCUUGGCCAUGUGUCGCACUUGA